AUGCCAAUGUUCAAGAAUGAUUCCUAUUUGUGGCUGGUGUUGGCGAGGACGUUGACUGGCAUAGGAUUUGGAAAUUCGGCACUUAUCCGUGCCUACGCUUCUCAAUCGUCUUCAUCGGAGGAUCGAAGUCGAGCACUUGCCUGGACAACAGCUGGCGAUACACUCGGCACAACAACAGGCCUAUUGGUUCAAAUACUUUUCUUUCCGCUUGGUCUUGAGGGAUUCUCGUUUUUCGGCUUUCCCUUCACUGCUUAUACCACACGAGCCUUACUCGCUUGUCUUAUCAAUGUUUUUGGUUUUAUCAUCGUGUCAAAGUUCUUCGUCGAAGAUUACACAAUGUUGAGAAUCGAGAAAAAGGAAUUAGACAAUCAAACCGUUUCCCCGUGUUGGUUGGCGCUUGGCAUUUGUGUUUUGACGCGAUCCUCACAAGCGCUUCUCUUAUCAACAAAUGAUGUUGUUGGCUCUCCUUAUAUUAGCAUGAUGUUCGGCUAUUCGGAAAAGGAAACCCUUCAAUACAACAUUUUGAUGAUGUUGAUUCAGUCGGUGAUCGGUCUCGUUAUCUAUUUCGCAUAUAUUACUCUAAAUUUGGGAAAGAAGUUAGCGAUUAGGACAUCGAUCCGUCUCUCACUUGCCUCAUUCCUUCUAUAUCAUGUCCUCACUUUUUCAUAUCCAUUUUACAGCGAUUAUGUGGAGCUGGAAAAUCCAGCAGCGAAUUCAGCCGCUAUGAGUCGCGAGUACGGAGUUUGUGAGGUACGGAGAUACUCUUGGUGCACCACACUGACCACAUUCAAUCCAUUUCUCUAUUACAUUUCAUAUUUGGUGUUAAUUGGUGGCUUCUUUCCAAUUAUUAACAUUGCUUUAACGACGCUUCUCUCGAAAGUGAUCGGUCCGAGAGCUCAGGGAACGUACCAAGGACUCUUCCAGGUGGCCGGUUGCAUCUCGAAGAUGAGCAGUCCGGUGAUGUUAGGUUAUGCUUACGAUAUGGCCGGUCCAAGGUUGCUAUGGAUUAUUCAGGAAUCGCAAACGAUUUUCGUUUUUCUAUUAUGGAUCGCUUUUAAUGGCCGAAUGAUCGGUAUGUCGGAGCGAAUCGAGAAAAUGGAAAGGCGACAAAAAGUGACACGGAAAGAAAUGAGUCAAAAAGCGGUGAAUGUGUGGACGACGAAUAACCAUAAAACACGAAACGAAUUUGUGAAUAUCAAA
Molecule: messenger RNA, 1200 nt
Organism: Mesorhabditis belari
Lineage: Eukaryota; Metazoa; Nematoda; Chromadorea; Rhabditida; Rhabditidae
Source: the annotation of a GenBank genome assembly